UAUGGGGGUCUUCCUCCAGGUGCUUCAGGACAUAAUUUUGGUUCCUCUGGUGGAUAUCGCUCUUUCUACAACAAUAAGAAGGGUAAAGGAAGAUCUAAUCAGGGAUAUAGGUAUCCUCCUCCUAAUCCAAGACAGCAGUUUCCAGCUCAUGGAUCUCAUCCUGCACUUGUAUUCUCUGGGGUUCUUGGACCCUCUCCAUCACAGUAUCUUGGCCGUUCCUCUCCACAGCAAGUUCCUUGUCAAUUGUGUAAUCAACUUGGUCACACUGCUCCGUUUUGUCAUUCAAAACCGUUGGAACGAUAGGGCUGUCAAAUCUGUGUUCAAUUUUCAGGCUCUGCAUACAGUCUCUUCUCCGUCAUCUUCAGCUACCACACCUCAUCAUCAACCACAAAUUUGGCUCACUGACUCGGGGGCCACAAAUCAUAUGACUACAGAUCUCAGUAAUUUGUCAUUGGCCUCUCCCUAUCCCUCUAAUGAGACAUUGCAAACUGCUAAUGGUGCAGGACAAAGCCACAUGGAGGAUAUUAUACAAAGGCCAAUGUAGUCAUGGACUCUAUCCUAUUCCUUCUCUUGUCAAUCAUCAUUCCUUUCCUUCUCACGGCAAUUCUAAAGAUUUUGCAUUGCUUGGACAACUUGUUAGUUCUAAUCUCUGGCACAAUAGGUUAGGACACCCGUCAAAUAAUGUUGCUUCUCUUAUGCUUAGUAGUUCUCACAUAUCUUGUACCAAAGAUUCUGCUCCUAUGCUCUGUCAUAGUUGUUUAGAGGGCAAGUUCACUAAAUUGCCUUUUCAGUCUAAUGAACACAAAUCUGUAAUUCCAUUUGAAAUUGUACACAGUGACCUUUGGGGUCCUUUUCCGUGUAAUUCCAUUGAUGGAUACAAGUACUAUGUGACUCUUAUUGAUGAGUGCACUAGGUAUUGUUGGUUGUUCCCUCUUGUUAAUAAAUCAAACUUCUUUGA
Molecule: messenger RNA, 958 nt
Organism: Malus domestica (apple)
Lineage: Eukaryota; Viridiplantae; Streptophyta; Magnoliopsida; Rosales; Rosaceae
Source: RefSeq, a predicted model, not a curated record